AACUUGUGCGAAAAUGAAGUUGUUUACAAACAUCUUCGAAAAUAUUUCAGAUCAUUUAAACUGCCAUUUUGAAGAUGAUUGCAGUUUACGUUACCAUUCACUAGCAGACGACACAGCUUCUUUUACGUGGAGAAAAGAAUUUUCAAGGCUAACAUAUUCACUAUACAAUGGAUAUUAUAUGAAGGCGUCCUUCAACUUGUCGUCUGCUGAAGGUGACCUGGCCAUCCUCGAAUCGGACAAUUUAACGGAAUCAGACGACAUUAAAUGCCUGCGCUUUCAGUAUUUGAUAGAUGGAACAGAUAAUCCUGGAUCAAUACAAGUAAAGCUUCUUAAGAAGAAUGAGUCACGUGAUUAUUUCGUUGCUAAUGGUAAUCAAGGAGAUAAUUGGUUUGCAUUCCAUGUACCUCUCGACCAUGAAGUCGUCUACAUUCAAUUCAUUGCAACAAAAGGCAACGGUAUUGGAGACAUUUUGCUGGACAAUGUUGAGUUCACACCUGAAACAUGUAGCAGUGUACUCAACGCCGUUGAUUAUUGUUCAUUUGACAAUCCAAGCCUUUGCGGUCUUACAACGGAUAUGAUGACGUCAUGGAAGCAAGGAACGCCGAUGAAUCUUCAUAACGUCAUUAAACAUGAUGCUGAUUUUAGAAACAAUGGCUAUUUCUAUUUUAUCAAACCAAGCACAAUAUUAAGUGGUUCUAUUCCGGAUCAAUUAGUAUUCAAAGUUUCUGCUACAACAAAGUCGGCAUUGCAAUUCUCGCUCCUUUCAAUGGGCGGGAAAUCCACAUCUUUAUACGUGCAUAUUGCUGGACAAAGUCAGCAGACGGUUCCGAUCAUAGCAGACGAUAGCUGGAUGUUGACAGAUUGUUAUGAGCUUUCCGAAGAAUUCAGCGGGGAUAUUGCAAUAGGAAUUGAAAAUGGAGAUAAAGAUUUCGAGCUAUUAGCAAUUGAUAACGUGAAACUUGUUGAUACCAGUAACUGUAAAGGUCCAUCCUUAUCAUGUGAUUUUAGGACGGGAGGAAAGUGCAGUUACAAUGUACCAACAGAACAUGUGAACUUUGAAGGUGGUUUGACAUUUAUUGGACCAGGUGUAGUGCGAUCACCGACUGUAUUAGUUUCAAUGCCUUCUUGUUUCCGUUUUGUUUAUUCAGUCAUAUCAGUCGAUUCCUUUGACGAGCAAACAGAAUUAGUGUUGUACCGAAAUGGACAAAAAGUUUGGAAGAUAGAUGGACUUCUUAAACCUAUUGAGAGUUCUGUGCAGAUCACUCUCGAGGCAGGUGUCACAAAUUUGCACUUUGAGGGCAGAGGAAAAGGGUUGUACAAGUUGUUUGAAACAAAUGUUCGAGAAGGAAUAUGCCAAGAAUUAUCAGUGUUCAUUUAUAUGUUCUUCUUGACCUCAGAUUGCAAUGCAUUUGUCUGUGGUGACAAAUGUUUAUCUAACGACCGCAAGUGUGACAAAUACGUGGAUUGUUCCGACGGAGCCGACGAAAGUGAAAAUCUAUGUGGUUUCAAAUUCUCAACAAACUUUACAAAAGAGUUAAGUUUAGAAUCCACAGGCUUCAAAACAUCAGAAUCGUCGUAUUUGCUAUGGGCUCUCGAAAACAAUUUUGAUUUAACAGUUGAUGGAAAAACAAGAAUCUUCAACACACCGUUUCUGGUAGCACGAUUUCCAACCCCUCUGGCACGUCCAGCAGUUCUGGAAUCUUUCGAGUAUCAUCUUGAAAAUGACUCGUGUCUUCAAAUUAACUACCUUGGCGAUGUCGCAUAUGGAGAGAUACAUCUGAUUUAUGAAACAGAAACUGAAAAAGAAACUGAUGUUCGUUUUGACAUAAAACCUUCUACAGAUAUUCGACAUGUAUCUGUACCAGUUUCAAGUGGAGAUGUUCGAGUGAUGUUGUUUAUUUAUAUGUUUGAAAUUCAACCAAAUCUUAAAGACAUUCCGGACUCCUCGAUAUUUGCUGUACAGCAAAUUACAAUGCAUGCCGGGACAUCAUGUGAUGAAGUCCCAGUAGAGUGCCUGGCAGUUAAUGACACAUUAUGUGAAGACAGACGUUCUUGUUACAAUAUUGAGGAGAAAUGUGAUGCAAAUGAUGAUUGUUUUGACGGAUCUGAUGAAGCGAAUGAUUGUGAUAACGGAAUAGUUUGCGGUUUUGAGAAACCAACUAUUUGUGGUUAUUCUGAUAUUACUCCGAGGAGAACAUACUUGGAUUAUCGUAGGGGAGGUGGGUUUUUGCAAACCGUCUGGGAACGUAUUGAGAGUUCUAGUAUAUCCAGACCAACUAUUGACCACACGUUUCAGAAAUCUGGGAAAGGACAUUUUGUGACCUCAAAGAAUUUUGAAGGUUUGGCUGAUAUUUCUCGGUACGUGGAUGUAGAAACUAUUGAAUCACCUUUUCAAACAUUUGACGAUGAUGGCUGCAUUACAUUCUGGUAUUAUCUCAACACUACAGCACAUCAACCCAAGACUACAUCAGCCCAGAUAUUUGUGUAUUUACAAUAUGAGGAUGAAGAAGAGAAAUCUCUAGUUUGGUUUGACCAUAUCAAUCGUCCUUUUGCUUCGUGGAUGCAAGGCGGUGCCAAGGUGUACGGAAGAAAGUCUGCAAAACUGAUAGUGACGGCAAAGACGUCUAUACCUUAUGAUAGUUUUCCCGGAGUUGUUUCCCUUGAUGAUGUUAGUUAUUCCCCUGGAGAUUGUAAUGUUGAUAAAAUAGAGUGCGAUGCAAAGAUGUACCAGUGCACAAUGGACCAGAUAUGUAUCCCGGAAAGUUUUGUGUGUGACGGAGAGACAGAUUGUCAGGAUGGCACUGAUGAAAGUUUUUGUGAUCGACCAAAUGGUAGUUAUAAACUUCUUGACGGCGAUAAAUCUUACGGGAAACUUGCGUAUUUCUAUAACGGUGCAUGGAGACCUGUCUGCUACCAAAAAUCAGAUGACGUCAUAGCAGACGAACAAAACCUAAAUGAUGUCAAUACUGCAUUUCACGUCUGCAGAGAACUAGGGUUCAUUGUGUUUUGA
Ruditapes philippinarum (Manila clam) is the source of this 3010-nucleotide messenger RNA. RefSeq names its product MAM and LDL-receptor class A domain-containing protein 1-like. The coding region runs from base 14 to 3010 and encodes 998 amino acids. The transcript has 17 exons. The record is from RefSeq and is a predicted model, not a curated record. Gene Ontology annotation, cellular component: plasma membrane. NCBI's taxonomy places the organism in Eukaryota, Metazoa, Mollusca, Bivalvia, Venerida, Veneridae. Gene Ontology annotation, molecular function: protein binding.